AGAACGGAACCACCGGAAGUGACAGGAAAAGUUUAAAGAAUUUAUAGGUCCAUUCAGGGAAUUUUUAUUUUUAUUUUUUACCCCAUUCUGUUGGAGUCUGCGUAAGGGGGAGAAAGGAGAGAAGAACUCAUCUUCGCUCUCUUCGCUGAACGCCCAUCUCUUCUUCCAUCGAUCUCCCGGCCGCAGCGAAAGAGAGCAGCCAUGUCUUCUCCCAGCAAGCGCCGUGAAAUGGACCUGAUGAAACUGAUGAUGAGUGAUUACAAAGUGGAGAUGAUAAACGAUGGGAUGCAGGAGUUCUACGUUGAUUUCCAUGGACCCAAAGAAAGUCUUUAUCAGGGGGGUGUGUGGAAGAUCAGGGUGGAAUUGCCAGAUGCGUACCCUUACAGGUCUCCUUCUAUUGGAUUUGUCACUAAGAUCUGUCAUCCUAAUGUAGAUGAAAUGUCUGGUUCAGUUUGCUUGGAUGUCAUCAACCAGACGUGGAGCCCCAUGUUUGAUCUUGUAAAUGUUUUCGAAGUUUUUCUCCCACAGCUACUUUUGUACCCCAACCCAUCUGAUCCGCUAAAUGGAGAAGCUGCUGCACUCAUGAUGCGUGAUCGACCUGCUUACGAACAAAAAGUGAAAGGGUGUACAGAUAGGAUGACUGCCCACCUCCAGAUUGGCCUUCAACAUAAAUGAAUAUUGCGAGAAAUAUGCAAAGCCUGAAGAUGCUGGUGCUCCCCCAGAAGAACAAUCAAGUGAUGAAGAGCUGAGCGAAGAUGAGAGUGGUUCCACUGAUGAGGAUUCAGUGCCUGGGAAUCCAGAUCCUUAAGUUGAUAUGUCCCAUCUGAUACCCUGAUUCCUGUUUGUAUCAGUUUCCUAUGUUGCUCUGUAAAUAUGUGUACUCUGUGAUCAUAUUGUUUUAAAUGUCUUUGUGAUCGAACUGCAAUUGGACACGCAUGAACCGGAAUUAUGGAUCAGUUGCAUAACGCCUUCA
Molecule: messenger RNA, 973 nt
Organism: Phoenix dactylifera (date palm)
Lineage: Eukaryota; Viridiplantae; Streptophyta; Magnoliopsida; Arecales; Arecaceae
Product: ubiquitin-conjugating enzyme E2 4-like
Source: RefSeq, a predicted model, not a curated record